Oryza brachyantha (malo sina) is the source of this 1124-nucleotide messenger RNA. RefSeq names its product WRKY transcription factor 22-like. The transcript has 3 exons. Bases 22 to 963 code for a protein of 313 amino acids. Gene Ontology annotation, cellular component: nucleus. The record is from RefSeq and is a predicted model, not a curated record. NCBI's taxonomy places the organism in Eukaryota, Viridiplantae, Streptophyta, Magnoliopsida, Poales, Poaceae. Gene Ontology annotation, molecular function: DNA-binding transcription factor activity; transcription cis-regulatory region binding. Gene Ontology annotation, biological process: regulation of DNA-templated transcription.
GGAUUACUGAGCUGCGUGCCCAUGGAGUACUCCAACGAUUGGGAUCUGCAGGCGCUCGUCAGGAGCUGCGGCACGGCCGUCGCCGACUCGGAGCCGGAAACCGCCAUUGCUGCAGCGCCGCCGCCGGAGCUUGUCGGGCAACCGGUGGUGAGGUCGGCGUCGGCGGCCGUGGCCUCGUAUUGCGACUUGGAGUACUUGGACCUGUACCACCACGAGCUUCCUCGGGCGCCGUUCAUGGUCACGGCGCCGCCGCCGUCGACGAGCCGCGGCCGCGGCCGCGAGAGAGGGGAGGGCGAGCGCGAGGUGCUCAUCUCCUUCCCGGCCGCCUCGACGUCCGGGCAGGGGCAGCUGCUUCCCAGCAGGAAGCUGCCCGGCCGGAAACCGGGCGUCCGUACUGCAAGGCCCAAAAGAAGCAAGAAGAGCCAGCUGAAGAAAGUGGUGUGCGAGGUGCCGGUCGCCGACGGCGGCGUCUCCACCGACCUGUGGGCAUGGCGCAAGUACGGCCAGAAACCUAUCAAGGGCUCGCCGUUUCCUCGGGGAUACUACAAGUGCAGUAGCUUGAAGGCGUGCAUGGCGCGGAAGAUGGUGGAGCGGUCGCCGGAGAAGCCCGGGGUGCUGGUCAUCACCUACAUCGCCGAGCACUGCCACGCGGUGCCCACGCAGAUCAACUCGCUCGCCGGCACCACGCGCAACAAGCCGGCGUCCCCUGACCACCAGCAGCAGCCGCAGCCCCAGCAGCCGUCGAGCGGGCAGUCCCCCGGCGCGACGUCGACGGACGAGGCGGCGACGGCGACGGGCAAGCGGGAGGACAGCGCCGACACGUGCUCCAUGGGCGACGACGAGAACGACCUCUGGGCGCCGGUGGAGAUGGACAUGGACGAUUUCUUUGGCCCCUUCGACGACGAUAUCGACCACUUCUUGGAGGACGACGUCGGCGUUCUUGGACGCCGGCUGUCGCUCUAGUUAAGUUGGUGGAGCUAAUGAAUUGACUACACAUGGAGAGUAUUGGACUGUCAUGCAUGUUCUUCUCCUCCAUAUAUUAUAUCGACGAAGAUAGAUAAAAGAUAUAUAGUGCUCGUACGUGUUGCACGCAGAAGGAUCGAUCUCCCAGCUAACCUAUGUUU